AUGGCCGCUUGGGGGAGGCUCGCUGCUCUGUUCAGGGGGGUUUUGCGCACUCCAAGGGGCGUACAAGUACAAGUAGGACUGCGGCGAGUGCUUGGCCCGGGUGUCGUGGGUUCUCUGGUCGGGACUGGGGUCAUUUGUUUUUACCGCUACAGCCAACAGAACCGACUGCUUCUGUGCCCAGUGUACGCGAAGGAAAAGGAACCUAAUGGAGAUGCCCCACACAUGUCGCCCCGGAGGCUCCGCUUUUACCAGUUUGCCUCUGUGGUUUACCAGGGCGAGCCAUACAUGACGCCCAGAGACUUCCUCUACUCUGUGAUGCUGGAGAAUGUGGACCGAAAGCUGCAGAAGAGAGUUUUAACAGAAAAUGAGGUGUGUAAAAUGCUGAGAGUAGCCUCAAACGCCAGAGCAGGGGAUUCUUUGUUCAGAACCCUGGGAGACAAUGGCCUCAUUUCCUACACAGAGUAUCUGUUUCUCUUGACCAUCCUUACAAAGCCACGCACCGGAUUUCACAUUGCUUUCCAAAUGCUGGACGUGGAUGGAAAUGAACAAGUGGACCAAAAGGAAUUUCUGAAGCUCAAGACAAUAAUAGGAAAAAAGAAAAUGGUUUCACUGGCCAAGGGCGAUAUUGAGAGCACCGCAGAAGGAGACGUUGUAAAGACUUCUCUUCAGGCGUUCUUUUUUGGACAGAAAGGAGAAAACAAGUUGCAAUAUCAGGAGUUUCGCAGGUUCAUGGAAAACCUGCAGGCCGAGGUGCAGGUGAUGGAGUUCCUGCAGUUCUCCAAAGGGAUGGACACCAUGCGGAGGGAGGACUUUGCCGAGUGGCUGCUGCAUUACACCAACGAGGAGAACAAUGAAGUGUACUGGCAGAACAUGAGGAAGAAGAUCCCUGCUGGACAAAGCAUCACGUUUGAAGAGUUCCGAGCCUUCUGCCUCUUCACCAACAACCUGGAAGACUUUGCCUUUACUAUGAAAAUGGUCACAGAGGCAAAUCGUCCGGUUGGAAUGGCUCAGUUCAAGCGCGCCGUCAGAAUCGCCACCGGACACGACCUGAGUGACAACGUCCUGGACACAGUUUUCAAACUCUUCGACAUGGACGGAGACAACUGCCUGAGCCAUAAAGAGUUCAUCGGAGUCAUGACAGACCGGGUCCUGCGCGGUCUGAAGGUCCAGCAUCAGACGGGCAUCUCCGGCUAUUGGAAGUGUGUGAAGCAAGAGACACUAAAGGGGGCGAAGGAGGCACUUGGAAAUGGCAGCUGCCCCAUUUAA
Messenger RNA from Knipowitschia caucasica, 1266 nucleotides. Lineage: Eukaryota; Metazoa; Chordata; Actinopteri; Gobiiformes; Gobiidae. The record is from the annotation of a GenBank genome assembly.